Elephantulus edwardii (Cape elephant shrew) is the source of this 405-nucleotide messenger RNA. RefSeq names its product interleukin 5 (colony-stimulating factor, eosinophil) (gene IL5). The transcript has 4 exons. Gene Ontology annotation, molecular function: growth factor activity; interleukin-5 receptor binding. The record is from RefSeq and is a predicted model, not a curated record. Gene Ontology annotation, cellular component: extracellular region. The coding region runs from base 1 to 405 and encodes 134 amino acids. Gene Ontology annotation, biological process: immune response. Lineage: Eukaryota; Metazoa; Chordata; Mammalia; Macroscelidea; Macroscelididae.
AUGAGGAUGUUUUUGCACUUGAGUUUGCUCGCUCUUGGAGCUGGCUAUGCCUCUGCCUUUGCCAUAGAAACUCCCAUGCAUAGACUGGUGGCAGAGACACUGACGCUGCUGUCAACUCAUCGAACUCUACUGAUGAGCAAUGGGACUCUGAAGAUUCUCACUCCUGUGCAUAAAAAUCACCAACUAUGCAUUGAAGAAAUCUUCCAGGGAAUAGACGCGCUGAAAAAUCAAACUGUACAAGAUGAUGCUGUAGAAAAACUAUUUAUAAACUUAUCUUUACUCAAGGAAUACAUCGACAUCCAAAAAAAUAAAUGUGGAGGAGAAAGACGGAGAGUAAAGAACUUCCUAGACUACCUGCAAGAGUUUCUUCGCGUAGUAAACACCAACUGGAUAAUAGAAAGCUGA